AUGACUCACGAGGUGCAAGUAGGGGGAUUGGAAAAUAUUGGGCUUGUUAAGAGAGAUGUCUAUAAUUAUCUAAGGGACGUGCGUGGAGAGGUGAUUGGCCAUGAUGCAGAGCUGCUUAAGGAGCAUUUUAUGGCUAUGCAAGAAAAGAAUGAAUCCUUUUAUUUCAAGAUGGAGGUAGAUUCGGAAGGAAGGAUGGGUAAUGUUUUCUGGUCAGAUGCAAGGUCAAGACGAGCUUAUGGGUUUAUUGGAGAUGUGGUGGUAUUUGAUACGACGUUCAACACGAAUCGCUAUGGGAUGGUCUUUGCACCUUUGUUAGGCGUUAAUAACCAUCGGCAGACAGUGUUGUUUGGCUGUGCAUUCCUAACUAGUGAAACCAUGGAUUCAUUUGUAUGGUUGUUAGAGGAAUUCAAGAAAGCCAUGCCGGGUGAGCCACCCAAAAUGAUCAUGACUGAUCAAGAUGCAGCCAUGUCAAAGGCAAUUGUUGUAACUCUCCCGACAACAUUCCAUCGAUAUUGCAUAUGGCAUAUCUUGAAUAAGAUUACAGAGAAACCCGGCAUUGGAGAAUGUUUUUCGGAAAUGAACAAAUGCAUAUGGGGUAUGGACAAGAAAGAAGAAUUUGAUGCGAAAUGGGAGGAAAUCAUCACAAACAAUGGGCUGCAAGACCAUGCGUGGCUGAGCUCAAUUCAUGCUAUGCGGGAGAAUUGGGUUCCAUCAUAUGUAAAACAUGUGUUUUCGGCUGGGAUGUCAAGUAGUUAA
Messenger RNA from Prunus armeniaca (apricot), 756 nucleotides. Lineage: Eukaryota; Viridiplantae; Streptophyta; Magnoliopsida; Rosales; Rosaceae. The record is from the annotation of a GenBank genome assembly.